CUUGUGGAACACUAUCAGGACCAAAAUGAGAAAAUCUUGCAUUAUUCAAUUUCUGGUGCUUUUCUUGGCAACUUCAGGAAUCCAAGGGUCAAAGGAGGUAAAACCAAAACCCGGAUUAUAUUCACUACUGGGACUGUUAGAAAUCGCUAAUAAUGUCACUCGACAAUGUGUAGCAGAUGACUUACGGCAGGGAGUGUGUAUGAGUUCUACAACAUGUGAGAGUCAGGGUGGAAAAACUUCUGGGUCCUGUUCUUUCGGGUUGGAAACAUGCUGCGUUUUUGAAGUCACCUGUGGAGGGGAAGUAAACCAGAAUAAUUCCAUUAUCGUCAGUCCGAACUAUCCAAACAACUUCCUUAAUAGUAGACGAUGUGACAUAAGAAUCAAACGACCUAGUCCGGACAUUGUUCAGGUCCGGUUGGACUUCGUGGAGUUUGUUCUGCAACAGCCUACUUUAACUGUCUGUAAUCGUGACCAGUUUGUCGUUCUCGGAUUCCAUAAUGUUCCUAUAAUCUGUGGCAUCAAUACUGGACAACACAUGUAUGUAGAUUUUCCUGGAACAGAUGAAAUCCCACUAGUGUUUAUGACAAGUGUAGCAGAAGGUCGACGUUUAUGGAACAUCCGUGUAACAUACAUUAAGAACAACAGCCCUCUUCGUGCUCCAAGUGGAUGCCUACAGUACCACACAGGGGUCACGGGACGCUCGUCCAGUUUUAACUUCGACAGUCCAGCUAGUGACAUUUCUCGCCACUUAGCCAAUCAGAAUUACGCGGUUUGCGUUCGACAAGAAGCAGGAUACUGUAGUAUUCGAUGGACAGCCCAAACCUUCGAGAUGUCCAGAAACGUGAACGAAGGAAAAGCAAAACAAGGCCCGUUUUGCCAGGGAGACCGUGUUUUAAUUUUAGAAGCAGCACCCGAGGGUGGAACCGCCUCGCAAGACCGAUUUUGUGGAACUCGUCUCAAUACACAAUUAGAUGCAACAGAAAAUGUCCCUUUGAUUAGUUCUGCUGUUCCCUUUCUUCUACAGAUGUUUACAACUGGUGAGGAAAUAGCUGGCACGUUGAAUAGAGGUUUCUCCAUGACGUUCAAUCAACUUCCUUGCAGUUCUUAGAUUUGCCAUUUUGAUUAAAAGAUUAUAAAAAAACGACCUUUAUUUGUUGUAACAAAGUUAAAUUCUUGAACUGUAUAAAAUAUCCCCCAUUAAAAAAAAACCUUACUUGGCAAUUCAGUUAUUGUUACAACAAUUCAGCUGUUAGAUACCGGAGAAAAGGCUUAGGAGUUAUUUUUCAUAACCGUGUACUUUGGUUUGUAUUUAUUGAAUAAAGAAUUACUGUGAAAAA
Molecule: messenger RNA, 1337 nt
Organism: Limulus polyphemus (Atlantic horseshoe crab)
Lineage: Eukaryota; Metazoa; Arthropoda; Merostomata; Xiphosura; Limulidae
Exons: 7
Coding region: 26-1108 (360 amino acids)
Source: RefSeq, a predicted model, not a curated record